Malaclemys terrapin pileata is the source of this 6581-nucleotide messenger RNA. RefSeq names its product presenilin associated rhomboid like (gene PARL). Lineage: Eukaryota; Metazoa; Chordata; Testudines; Emydidae. Gene Ontology annotation, cellular component: membrane. The record is from RefSeq and is a predicted model, not a curated record. The coding region runs from base 131 to 1216 and encodes 361 amino acids. The transcript is spliced from 10 exons. Gene Ontology annotation, molecular function: serine-type endopeptidase activity.
UCUCCCCCGCACUGUAGGAUGCCCGGGAUCCAGCCCUCCCCUGUCCCCUUGUGACGCCCCGGUUAGAUGGCGGCCGGGGCUGCCGGGUGCUCCGGAAGCGCUUGAGGUGCGGGCGGGCCAGGGUCGGAACAUGGCGUGGAGCUGCUGGGCCCGGCUCUGCAGCCGAGAGGUGCUGAGCGGCCGCUGCUGCCGGGGGCACAGGUUUACUUUAUACACACAGCAGAGAAAUGGAUUCAAAAGAGCGCCCCAAAAGACUGAACCUCGAAAACCAGACCAAGAAAGUGGCUCCAAAACAUACAAAAGCAGUCUGUCUCCUCCAGUACAGGAAACAAUCUUUUAUACUUCUUCCCCUUCGCUGAAGCAUCUUGUGAAGCCAUUCUUUUUUACAAUUGGGUUUACAGGCUGUGCAUUUGGAUCAGCUGCUAUUUGGCAGUAUGAAUACCUAAAAUCCCGGGUUCAGAACUAUUUCGAUGAUGCUCGAGCAGACUGGAUGGAUAAGUUACGACCUCAGAAAAAUGGGGACUUCAGAAAGCAGGUUAACAAGUGGUGGAAUAGCCUGAGUGAGGGUCAGCGGACUGUGACAGGUAUCAUAGCUGCAAAUGUCUUUGUGUUCUGUUUAUGGAGAAUCCCUUUUAUGCAGCGGACAAUGAUUACUUACUUCACAUCUAAUCCAGCAUCUAGAGUCCUUUGCUCUCCCAUGCUGCUCUCUACAUUUAGUCAUUUCUCUUUGUUCCACAUGGCUGCAAAUAUGUAUGUGCUGUGGAGUUUUUCUUCAAGUAUAGUGUCUCUUUUGGGACGUGAGCAGUUCAUAGCAGUGUACCUUUCUGCAGGUGUUAUCUCCACAUUUGUCAGUUAUGUCAGUAAAGUAACUACUGGAAGAUUUGGACCAUCACUUGGAGCUUCAGGAGCUAUAAUGACUGUCCUUGCAGCAGUAUGUACGAAGAUGCCAGAAGCAAAACUAGCCAUCAUACUUCUUCCAAUGUUCACAUUUACAGCAGGAAAUGCUUUAAAAGCCAUUAUUGCAAUGGACACGGCAGGACUUGUUCUGGGUUGGAAAUUUUUUGACCAUGCAGCACAUCUUGGGGGAGCUCUAUUUGGAAUCUGGUAUGUAACUUAUGGCCAUGAACUCAUAUGGAAGAACAGAGAACCACUGGUGAAGGCUUGGCAUGAAAUGAGGUCUAAGAGCCGAGGAAAAGGAGGUGGAGGAUCUCACUGAUUCUAAUUUUACAGCCUGCUUGUGCAGAAAACAGUGUGCUACUUGAAGAUAUGGAAGUGAAUUGGUUCUGGAAUUGUUUUUGCAACUCCACAGAAAACCACUUAGGAUGUGUAGUUUCUAAUGUAAACUACAGUUGCAAAUAAAUGCAGUUCAGUAGAGAAUGAACUGACAAAGUUGAAAAAAUAAAGUUUAUAUCUGAUUGGUUUAUGAAGUAAACGUGUGCAUCACAUUUUUAAAAACUAUUUGACAAGAAGAAAUAUUUUCACUUAAGUGGCUGGAAGCUGAAACCGGGCACAUUCAAAUAAGAAAUAAAGCAAAAUUUUUUUUAACAGUGUUGGUGAUUAACCAUUGAAACAAACUACCAAGGGAAGGUGAAUCCACCCUCUUGAUAUCUUCAAAUCAAGGCUGGAUGCCUUUUUGGAAGAUAUGCUUUAGACAAAUAAGAUAUUAGACUCAGUACAGGCAUAGGGGGGUGAAAUUUAAUGGCCUGUAAUAUAAAGGAGGUCAGACUAGAUCAGUGGUUCCCAAACUGGGGUUUGUGAAAUGUAUCGGAGUUCUCAGAAAAAAAUUCUGUAAUGACGGACAGAGCUGUCCGUAGGGACCCCGGGAGCUGACAGCCCAAGCCCCAUGAUUAUCACUUCCUGGCAGAACAAGUUUAAGCUUUGUUGUAGUUGUGCGUUGUUUGCCUGAACUGCUCAAGACCCGAAUGCUUGUGGGAGGAACUUUUGCUUUGAGUCGGUUUCUUAAAUACCUUGAUGCUGUUUCACAUCUGGUACUCCUUGAUGAAACAUGUAGGAGGCUUAAUCAAAGUGAUAUGAGCUACAAAAGUGAAAUCUUGAAGAGUAUUACUGUUUUCAUAAUGUAAUAAAAUUAAUAAUGUAAUUAUAUUUAAUAUAAUAUUAAAUAGUGUGUAAUAAGCAUGUCAUAAAAAAACAAAUUAUUUCUAAGAUCACUGCUUCUAUAAUUUAUGCUCAGGUAAGGGAGAAACUACCUGGAAAUUAAUUCAUUUUUAGGAGAGGUUCGCGAGAUUUGAUAUUUUCGUGAAAAGGGUUUGUGGGUUGUUAAAGUUUGGGAACCACUGGACUAGGUUAUCUAAUGGUCCCUUCUCGCUGUAAGUUCUAUGAAUCUAUGAAAAAUACUGGCCUUCAUUUAAAUGUUAGUUGUACAGUAGCAUUGACACCUAGCAAAACUACAUUAAUAAUGUUAAGAGUCUGGCUCAUGCUCUGAUGGCAGGCUCUUAUUCAAUGUAUUCUAGCUUUCAGUUCUUUCUACCUCCAAGACAUGAUCAAAGGAUGCAUUUAGAAUUUGUCAGUGGAGAAUUUUUUCUUUGUUCUGUUGCAUGUAAUUAGAACAAUGGGUUUCAUGUUAGUUUGGAUAUUUUUGCCACGAGUUAUCACAGGAGACAUUCCACCUUCAGCAUUUCUCUCCCAGUAAACUUCAUUCAUUUAAAAAAAAAAAAAAAAAAAAAAACACCAAAAACACUUUCCUGCCCAAUAGUUUCAUUUAGCAUUAUUUAGAGGAUUCUAAAAUAGUAGCGUAUGGCUCUGAGCUCGCCAAUGGAUGGAGAAGAUGAGAACGUGAAGCUGCAGCAGAAACUUCUGUGCUGUUUUUCUCAUCACAGGCACUCUUUGAUAACUGGAUGAAUUUGAGAUUGAUCUGGGGUUUGAUACAAGCAUCAAAAUGGUUCCUAUUAUGUAAAUACUAUGCGGCACUAAACUGGUGAUCUGUGUGGGGGAUUUUUGUUUUGCAAAUGACUAAUGUGGGCCCCAAUCCUGCAAUUGUAGCCAUGCCAGGUGCACCCCUGCCAGCAGCCCUAAUUGCAAUGGAGCACAGAGGUCUGUCUGGGAGAAGUAAUUUGCAGGAUCGAGGCCCUAAUAAACCAGUUACCUAGCUUUACUAGAUGGGUUACACUGGAAUGAAAGUGUCUUUGUGACUAUAAUAAGCAUAAAUAAAACAUACACAUUUUUACUUUGUAAUGAGGCGUUGUAGAAAAUACAUGUAAUGUCUGCUUUUCAUGUGGUAAACUAAAGAUGGUGCUAAAUAGCACCAAAUGUAAUCAAAGGUGGAGCACAAAACUGAUGUCAACUCCUUACCAACCUAUGCUGCUAACACCCACUUAGUCUUUGGUGCUUACUGUUAUAAAACACAGGUUGGUGUAUUUUUCAUCACAAUAUAAACAAUGACUAUUUUGAGGAUUAAAAAAAAAAGUUAACCUUAACUCUAAACUCUCAGAAAAAGAUAGUUUAGUCUAAUGUAGUAGUUGGGAUCUAGUGAAUGUUUCUCGCACUGGUACUAUUGACUCACUUGACUCAGAGAGAGUUCACUUUUCUGUGUGUACUCUUCCUUUACUCCCCUUGUUUAUUCCUCCUUUUUCUACUCUUCCUAGGGUUCUCUGUUAAUUUAUAUUAAAUCAUACACACUUUUCAGGCUGCAGACAUACCUGUUCCAUCCAGUAGAGAGCAAUAGUACCUCUAAGGAGAAACCUAGCCUUGUAUUAUAGUUAUAGAUACAGAAAAUCAGUUAUGUGGGGGUAAACAGUAAUGCCGAAACUUAUACCAUGAAGACUUGAUCUUUUCAGAGAAACUGAGUGCCCACAGCUCUAAAUGGAGUUUUGGGUGCCAGCGCUUAUAAAUAUCAGGCCCUAAGUCAUUUGCAGAGCAGAGAAUAGAACACUGCUCCCUAACCACUAGACUUGCUGCCUCCAUUAUAGUAUUUCUAUGCCCUCUUCACCUGCAAAAAUGCUGCAGACAGGCACUGAGCCACCUGGGGCCUGAUUUGCAGAAGGGUGAAGUACCUGCAGCUCCCAUUGACUUCAACUAGAUUUGCAGAUGCUCAACUCUCCUGAAAACCAAUCCCAGGGUGUCAAGUUUGGUACCCAAAAUCAGAGGCCGCAUUUGGGUCUCUUUGUGUUUAAGUUUCACCAUCUGUAAGAUUAGGGUUAAUAACACUUAUCUACUUCCCAGGGGCUGCCCAGAGUCUGAACUAUUAAUGCUUGUAAAAGCCUGUGAGAUUCUCCAAUUUAAGGUGGUAUGAAACUGAUUUCCUCUGAGCAAGGUCUAUGAACACUUUUAUUUCGCCACGCAGUGCAUCCCUGCCUGCCUUCUGUAUCUGAGGUCCUGUCACAGGAAACCAUAAUUGUCCUGUAUUCAAAAAUACUCUUAAAAAUUGGAGUACAUGACACAAUACUGGAUUAAGUUAAAUGAAGAAAUGGCCCAAAGUUAUGACAAGUCACUAGUGUAAGCAAACAACCAUUCUGGCAAAGAAAUCCCUCCUUCAAAAUUUGGCAUGUAUGUGAGUAUAGGUGCUUGUGCAUGUACGCACACACAAAAUCUAGUAUAUAGUUACACCUUAAAAUAGCAUAGAAGUUAUUUUGAAUUCAAGCACCAAAAGGGAAGACUUAUUUCCUUUCUAAAAUGGCUUACUGCAAAUAAAAAUGAAAUGUAAUAGUUACAGGGAUGUUCAGCAGAGACACCAGACAGUGUUAUGCCUAAGGAAACAAUGGCAAUAACUAUAAAAAAAGUCAUCGUUAAUCAUGUAGGAGCACAAACUAGUUUAUGUUGAACAUUGUUAAGGGGUUUUAGAAAAUGUAAAUGCUUUUUAAAAAAUCUGCCAUGGCUAUGACAGGUUUAAAGAGCAUCAUGCCUGAAAACAUGCAUGUAUCUUUAAUGAAAUAGUUCAUAUGUCAUUAAUAGUAAAAUCAUAAAACAGUUUUAUGAGACAUUUUCCCUCAGCAAUUGAUGCUUCUUAGUCUGAUUUGCCUUACAGUUAUAGUGUUUGCCAUCUUCUAGUGAUGAGGAAUUGCUUCCAAAUGCUGUCAACUUUUAACUCUAAUCUAACGUCUUCUGGUUUCUCGUGUUCUGUGUGAUACCCUUUGUGCCAAUGCCAGCUGACAGACUCAGCGCUGAGCAGCAGCUCAAAGCAUUGGCUGAUGGUGUAGGUGCUCUCUGAGAUGCACAAUGUCAAAGCUGAACUCGGUGCUAGGAAGUGUCAGGCACAAUGAGGGCAGAGGAGAUGUUAGAUUCUCUCACGCAUUUUUCUAAGCCAGGCCUAGCAAUAGGGAUCAGAGCAUCAUUUGUAGUAUGCCAGUGAAAAUAUACAAUAAAAUGGAUGUCCUGUUUUCUGCAUCCUCAUUGUAAAACCCAUUUAGCAGGAUAAAGUACUCUGUAUUUGAGACCGAAUGCUAUUUAUUUUUAAAGUCAUUACACACAGAAUAGUAAGUAUUAGUUUUAGACCCCAGCACCAGGAAAUUCAUUAGUAAUAUGCGUUGUUUAUAUUUCAGUAAGUCAAUAGCAUUUGUACUUAUACCUAUACUGAUGUAAAUGGGGUCAGAUUUAUCAGAUGUGACUUUGAUUUUGGUUGAUUCCAUUUUUGGUUACCUAACUUGAGAUGCCUCACAGGGACCUAAUUGUUCAGAGGGAGGCUACAUAACACUUCCAUCAGGCUUCUUUAAAGUGUUGUAAAUUGGGUGACCAAAAAUGGAAGCAAUCAGAAUCACUAGUCAUGUCUGAAAAUCUUGACCCAAAUAUCACUCUGUAGGGUGUGAGAGGAUUGCCUCGGGGGUCAGGAAGGCAUUCCUCUGUGCACAUUUGCAUUUUGAGAGGCGACACACAGAAUACUAGACUAGAUUGUAGAGAGAGAUGGUGUCUACCUCUAUAUUUGUAUAGUGCCCAGCACAAUCUAGCCCUAAUCUUGAUUACAGCCUCCAGAUGGUGGUGUAAUAUAAAUAUUAAUGGAUACGUGACAUUCUAUACCUUGGGGGAGCGCCCUGUAGUCCCCAUAUUCCUCAUUUAUAUAGAAUUGUGAUAGUGCAUAUAAAGUAGGCCGUGUGAGGUAUCAGGGGAAAGAUUAUGAUCUGCUGAAAGUCAUUUUUCUAUAUAAAUAUGUAUAUCAUUAAUGCAUAUGAAGUUAUGAGAAUGUGUGGUAUGGUUGUCACUAAAAUAUGCUAUGGGUUUGGGACGUGCCCAGAUACUAGCUCUCCAGAGAUAAUGCCAAGGAAAGUAAUCAACACCCAGGUGGGUGUCAAACAACCCAUCAACAGCCAUUGUCCUGCAAGAGAGCUACAAUUCAAUGACUCACCUGCAUAAGGCUACACUCAGGUGCCAACCCUCCAGGAUUGGCCUGGAGUCUCCUGGAAUUGGCAUCAAUCUCCCGGUGACUAUUGAAAGCAAUCUGGGCGAGUUUAGUAGGCUAUUUUAAGAAAAUGACAUUAUAUCAUGUUGUAGGGUGACCUUAUUUCCCUAUGCUGAAUAAGGGACAACUGGUAAAAUUACUUAUAUUUAAGCGAGUUCAAUGGCAAUUGUACAAAUGUUCAAAUUAACAUCAAGUUGACUGAUCCCCUGUAAUAAAGAAAUACUGAGUAGCUAGA